Messenger RNA from Prosopis cineraria, 1748 nucleotides. RefSeq names its product probable polygalacturonase. Gene Ontology annotation, molecular function: polygalacturonase activity. The record is from RefSeq and is a predicted model, not a curated record. Gene Ontology annotation, biological process: carbohydrate metabolic process. Lineage: Eukaryota; Viridiplantae; Streptophyta; Magnoliopsida; Fabales; Fabaceae.
UAGCCUUUAGUUGUCCAUUAACUUGGUAACUGCAACUCAAAACAUCUCCACUUUCCCCUAUAAAUAAUAGCCCACUUCCCUUCUCUCUCUCACGCACACAACAGAACCGAACUCAGAUCAGAUAGCUUUUCCUCUCAAGAUGAUGCAGGUGGUUGGGAAAAUAGUUGUGGCUCUGAUAGUGGUGGCGUUGGCGAGUUCAGAGAGGGGAGAGAGCAGGAAGGCGAGGGACGUGACGACGACGUCGUUCGAGUACGCGGCGAUAAAUUGCAGAGCGCACAGUGCAUCGUUGAGCGACUACGGAGGGGUGGGAGACGGGAAGACAUCGAACACGAAGGCAUUUCAGACUGCGAUAAGCGAACUGAGCAAGUACGUCGAAGGAGGGGCUCAGCUGUACGUUCCGCCGGGGAAAUGGCUCACCGGCAGCUUCAGCCUCAUCAGCCACUUCACGCUUUAUCUUCACAGGGACGCUGUUCUUCUGGCUUCUCAGGACAUAAACGAGUGGCCAGUGUUAAAGGCCCUCCCGUCGUACGGACGAGGGAGAGAUGCCGCCGCCGGAAGGUUCAGCAGCCUCGUCUUCGGCACCAACCUCACCGAUGUCAUCAUCACCGGGGACAAUGGGACGAUAGACGGUCAGGGUGCAUUCUGGUGGCAGCAGUUCCACAAGGGCAAGCUCAAGUACACCCGGCCCUACCUCAUCGAACUCAUGUUCUCCGACAACAUUCAAAUCUCCAAUCUCACCCUCCUCAACUCUCCCUCUUGGAAUGUCCAUCCUGUUUAUAGCAGUAACAUUGUUGUCCGAGGAAUCACCAUUCUAGCUCCUGUCACCUCCCCCAACACUGAUGGCAUCAACCCAGAUUCUUGCACCAACACCAGAAUUGAAGACUGUUACAUAGUUUCUGGAGAUGACUGUGUGGCCGUCAAGAGUGGCUGGGACGAGUAUGGCAUACAGUUCGGAUGGCCCACCAAACAACUCGUCAUCAGGAGGCUCACCUGCAUCUCCCCUUACAGCGCCACCAUUGCCCUGGGAAGCGAAAUGUCCGGCGGCAUCGAGGACGUCCGGGCCGAAGACAUCACCGCCAUCCACACAGAAUCUGGAGUCAGAAUCAAAACUGCUGUAGGAAGAGGAGGGUUCGUGAGGGACAUCUACGUCCGGAAGUUCACGAUGCACACCAUGAAAUGGGCGUUCUGGAUGACUGGCAACUAUGGCUCUCAUGCUGAUAAGAAGUAUGACCCCAAUGCAUUGCCUGAGAUCAAGAACAUCAACUACAGAGAUGUGGUGGCUGAGAAUGUGAGCAUGGCUGCUAGGUUGGAGGGCAUUGCCAAUGACCCUUUUACUGGAAUUUGUAUGGCCAACGUCACCAUUGGGAUGGCCGCCAAGGCCAAGAAGCAGCACUGGACGUGCACAGAUAUCAAUGGCAUCACGAGCGGAGUGACGCCGCCGCCCUGUGAUUUGUUGCCGGAUCAGGGGCCGGAGAAGAUCACAGCGUGUGAUUUUCCAAAGGAGACCCCGCCCAUUGACGAGCUGGAGUUCAAGAAGUGUAGCUAUAGAUUGAAAGUUGCAUGAUUAGCAUGUUAAAAUGAACCACUUAUAUCAGUCAAUGUAGGUUAUCCUUGUAAGGUUAGUCUUUCAGAUUAACCAAAAGAUAUUGCUCCAGCUUAGCAACGAGUUAUCUUAAACUCGGGUUUUUUCAGAUGAGUUACGUCCAACAAAACCAAUCCAAAUUAUGAAACACUGUUAUCAACAUCAA